Penicillium angulare is the source of this 1272-nucleotide messenger RNA. Its product is annotated as putative oxysterol binding protein (Orp8). The coding region runs from base 1 to 1272 and encodes 423 amino acids. Gene Ontology annotation, molecular function: sterol binding. Gene Ontology annotation, biological process: exocytosis; endocytosis; maintenance of cell polarity. The transcript has 6 exons. The record is from RefSeq and is a predicted model, not a curated record. Lineage: Eukaryota; Fungi; Ascomycota; Eurotiomycetes; Eurotiales; Aspergillaceae. Gene Ontology annotation, cellular component: membrane; cytosol; intracellular membrane-bounded organelle.
AUGUCCUCCGUCGCCGUACCCGAAAAGACCCCUGAUGAUUCUUCUAAGCUGAAGACAUUUCUCUCUAUCCUGCGCAAAUUCGUGGGUGUGACAGAUAUUGCCUCAGUCCGUUUCUCGUUACCAGCUCAACUGCUGGAGCCGCGACCAAAUCUGGAAUACUGGAAUUACCUGGACCGACCUGAGACAUUCGCGAGUAUCGGUACAUCGGACGAUGAACUAGGUCGGAUGCUGGAGGUGUUAAAGUUCUGGUUUACCAAAGACUUGAAAUAUAUCAAGGGCAAGCCAUGCAAACCGUAUAAUUCGACACUGGGCGAAUUCUUCCGAUGCAGCUGGGAAGUGCAAAGUCUUGCCCCUGAGGAGGCUAACCUCCCUGGGGUCAAGACUGAUGCCAAUGGGGUUAUCGUGGAAGAUGGUGAUAAGAAAGUCAAAGUGUGCUAUUUGACCGAGCAAACUUCCCAUCAUCCACCUGUCUCAGCUUUCUACAUUGAAUGCCCUGAACGAGGGGUAUCCGCGCGAGGAUUUGAUCAACUUAGUGCAAAGUUUACUGGUACAAGCAUUCGCGUCAGUCCCGGACAACAUAAUCUUGGCAUUUUCGUCAACAUCGAAAAAAGAGACAACGAGGAGUAUCAGUUGACGCAUCCUCAUGCACACCUGGGUGGCCUACUUCGGGGCGCUCUCUCUAUUACAGUGUCGGAUACUUGUUACAUCACCUGCCCUAAGACUGGCAUGAAAGCUAUUCUACAAUACCUGGAAGAAGGGUGGAUCGGCCGCUCGCAAAAUCGGAUGGAAGGCGUGGUGUUCCGAUAUAACCCGGAGAAAGAUACAAUAACGAAGUCAAAGGAUGUUCCGGAGAGCGAUAUCAUUGCCCGAGUCAACGGGUCAUGGCAUGGCAAAAUUUACUAUACUCCGGCCGGCACCAAAGACCCUAUUCUACUUAUUGACAUUGAACCUCUAUACCCUGCUUCGAAAGACCUGCCCCCCUCCGAGCAGCAGCUGUCUAACGAAUCCCUGAAGUUCUGGGGCGAGGUCACUGAUGCCAUUGUGGGCAAACAAUUCACCGAAGCUACCAAACUCAAGCAGGAUAUUGAGGAGCGGCAACGUCAGCGGGCGGCGGAGCGCAAGGAGCAAGAGGUGGAAUGGAAACCACGCUUUUUCACUGGCGCAGUGACCCCCCUAGGCAAGCCCGAACUCACUGAGGAGGGUGAGAAGGUCUUGCAGGGUAUUCGAGAUGGGCAAUUUGCCUUGGAGGAAAGUACCGUACUGGGCGCAUAG